CGUUGCUCUGCCUGUAUACUGUAUACAACUUCACAACAGUGUAUCGAACACACCUCACCAAAUCUCACACAAAUCAGCCCCCCUCACCGUAGCCUAUUGUACGGGCAACAUUGCGACGGCCACCGCCACCGGCGCAAAGCACCACCGUCGCAGCCGCACAUCACAGGUACAAGCAUGGUUCCUGGGGUGAAAACAGGGCGGCGUAAGAAAACAGCAACUGACCCCAUAGCAUUACCCUCGGGAACAUUUGCACCUGUCGUUGUCACACCACAAACUUUAUCCGAUGAGACACAACCGUCGGAUGACACACAAACAUGUGUGGAAGAGACACAGGCGCACGGCGUAGGGAAAAGUAACUCAAAUCGUGUACACAGUCCUACAGUCGGAAAAGGAGUGCAAAAAAGGCUUACGAGAAAAAAAGGGGAGAAGUUACAUGUAUAUGUCAAUCGCAUGCUUAAUGCACUCACUGGAGGGAAUGCCACGCCUGCCACAAAUGAGUUGGGCUUGCAAAUAAGGCGGUUGUGCCCCCUUAAGGGAGUGAAGUCAUGGAAGAAAAUUGGUCAUAGUAUCAAAGAUGCUGUAGUACAGGCUGUGCUAGACACGUUUGAAAUUGGUGAGGAUUUUCAUACUGAUCAACAAGCUCAAGAUAUCAUUGAUACGAAGGCGUAUCUCUUGUACAAGGAUUGGAGGUACACCCUGAAGCAACACUACGAAAAACUUGUAGAAGAGGGUGUUGAUGACCCAUAUAGUCAUCCGCCUAAAGGAGUUUGCUUGGAUGAUUGGAAACACAUGAUUGAUGUCGCUUGGAAGGAUGAAUCUCAUUUGAAAUGCUCUAAAGCUGGUAAGGCAAACUGGAGUUUGCUACCAGACAAUCACACCAGUGGAUCUCGCUCCUUUCCUAUAGCAAUGUCGCUCUUGGCAGAUGAAAAUGGGGAGUUGGAUUUUCUGGAAUUUUAUUCGAAAUCACACAAAUUGAAGAAAACAAAUGAAUGGAUUGAUCCCAAAUGUGGUGAGCUACAUGAUGCGAUGGAUCCCAUUGACACAUGAGGAACUCUCAUGGCAAGUGCUUGGACAGAGAAAGAAUUACUUGCGUGGAUUUGGGAUAGGCCCAUGACACUAUUCGCCAUCUGAUAGUGCGGCACGAUCUCAUGACAAACAAAUGGAGGCAAUGCGAUCUGAGAUUGACGUUCUUCAAGAAAAUUUGAUGAAGGAGAAAGAAGAGCGCCAGAGAGAUCGUGAAGAGAUGACGAGGGAGAGAGAGGAGUUGAUGAAAGAAGUAGAAGAAGGAAAAAAAGCAAGGGAGGCGCAACAAGAACAACUGAAUCAUUUGAACUCUGUGGUUUUACGACUAUCAACACUGUUGGAGGGUUCAGACGGGCAUCGUCGUAUUUGAUGACUUCGUUGCGUGGACUUACAGAGAUAUUUUGGUGUAUGGAGAAGAAAUUGUACUUUUGUAUAGAAGUAAUAUAAUACUUUUGUCGUCUCCAGCUUUUGUGCAGUUAACUAUUCCUGAUACAGAAAACUAUUGGCAGCGAACAGAUAAUUAUUGGCAUGGUAGAUAGAUCACCUUUUGACGCCGUCCACUAAAUUGAUUUUUUGUCGUGGUACAUAGAUGUAUUUUUGGCUUGGUACAUACAUCACCUUUUGUCGUGGUACAGAUUACGAUGGUAAUUUGUACCAUGCCAAAUGGUCAUUUCACAUGGUAUAGUAAAUGUAAUUUUUGUAUAUGAAGGGCUUUACUUUUUGUAUGAUUGAAUAUGUUGUAUGGAAUUAUUAUUUUAGUUUGGACAAUAGUUCGUUUGUAUGUACUUAGACAAUUAAAGUAACUUAUUUUUUGUAUACGGAUGCAGA
Messenger RNA from Camellia sinensis, 1851 nucleotides. RefSeq lists its product as uncharacterized. Lineage: Eukaryota; Viridiplantae; Streptophyta; Magnoliopsida; Ericales; Theaceae. The record is from RefSeq and is a predicted model, not a curated record.